AUGAAGACUAUGAUUCUACUACUUUAUCUUCUAGGAUCAACUCAGUCAUUACCGACGCAGCUCAACCCUGCUUUGGGACUUCCUCCAACAAAACCGGCUCCACAUCAGGCAACAUUACUAAACCAGCAGCAGCCAAAUCAGGUAUUCCCCUCUUUAAGUCUAAUACCACUGACACAGAUGUUCACACUGGGGUCAGAUCUGCAGCUGCUAAAUCCUGCUGCAGGGAUGGCACCUGGUACCCAGACCCUCCCACUGAACUUGGGGGGACUGAACACACAACAGCAGCUGCAACCCCAAAUGUUACCAGUUAUUGUAGCACACCUUGGAGCCCAUGGUGCUAUCCUUAGUUCAGAGGAAUUGCCGGUGGCCCCCCAAAUCUUCACAGGCCUCCUUUUUCAGCCACUGUUCCCGGGAGCCAUCCUGCCCCCCAGUCCAGCUAAUCCAGAUGCCCGGAAUGGAAUCCUUCCUGCGGGGCAAGCAGGAGUGAAUCCUGCCAUCCAGGGAACUCCAGAGGGCUUCUCCCCAACUCCCAGCGACACAGACGAUGACUUUGGUGUGACCGCCCCUGCAGGCAUCCAAAGGGGCAUGCACACCACCCAGGAAACCUCCACUGGGCCUCCAAAUGGUAAAUUCUCUGAGCCAGGAAAAUGCCUCAGGAAAGUCAUCUGCAGAGUGGAAACAGAGUUCUUUGUCUUGCCUUGA
Molecule: messenger RNA, 702 nt
Organism: Neomonachus schauinslandi (Hawaiian monk seal)
Lineage: Eukaryota; Metazoa; Chordata; Mammalia; Carnivora; Phocidae
Gene: AMTN
Product: amelotin
Exons: 7
Coding region: 1-702 (233 amino acids)
Biological process (GO): odontogenesis of dentin-containing tooth; positive regulation of enamel mineralization
Cellular component (GO): cell-cell junction; basement membrane
Source: RefSeq, a predicted model, not a curated record